Messenger RNA from Polypterus senegalus (gray bichir), 4237 nucleotides. RefSeq names its product regulating synaptic membrane exocytosis 4 (gene rims4). Gene Ontology annotation, biological process: calcium ion-regulated exocytosis of neurotransmitter; regulation of synaptic plasticity; positive regulation of synaptic transmission. Gene Ontology annotation, cellular component: presynaptic membrane; cytoskeleton of presynaptic active zone. Lineage: Eukaryota; Metazoa; Chordata; Cladistia; Polypteriformes; Polypteridae. Bases 484 to 1296 code for a protein of 270 amino acids. Gene Ontology annotation, molecular function: transmembrane transporter binding; small GTPase binding. The transcript has 6 exons. The record is from RefSeq and is a predicted model, not a curated record.
CGCUCAGAAACUGAGACCCUCCAUCUGCUGGGCAGUACAGUAAACACAAGAACAGCAGCAGCUGGUUGAACUUGGGUACCACAUCAGAGGAGAUGCUUCUGCCUUUGUAGUGGACCAAGGGGAAUGUUGCAGUUGGUCUUUUAUUUCUGAAUCCUCUGUGGUUUAUUCUACUAGCUUCAAGUUUUCUUGGGUGGAAGGGAAAGAGCUUAAACCACAAGGUGUCCAUCCUUCUAUUUUUCUUCCUGGAGCCACUGGCCACAUUUUGGUGAAGUUGUUUUGUCCGUCACCCCCGAUUCGAAGGAGGAUUGCUAUUCUGCAUUUAAAAAAAAAAAAAAUAAAAAUUUUUUUUUAGGUGUUUGCUUUUCUCUUGGACGGGGACAGUAAAAAGUUGUCAAGACGCCGCGUGCCGUGCUCCGCGUGAAAAAUGCCCCGGCCAGGUUGGCAAAGCCGACGCCGGACCCGGCACCCACCCCGGGCUUAUACAUGGAGCGCUCGCAGAGUCGGAUCAGCUUGUCUGCCUCCUUUGAAGCACUGGCUAUCUACUUUCCCUGUAUGAACUCUUUCGAUGAGGAUGAUGGUGAAGCAGAUGGCCGGAAACUCCGAAGUGGCAUUCAGAGAAGUACAGAGACAGGACUUGCCGUGGAGAUGCCCAGUCGAACUGUAAGACAAGCCAGCCAUGAGUCUAUUGAAGACAGCAUGAAUAGUUACGGGUCGGAAGGAAACCUGAACUAUAGCGGUGUCUGCCUCGCUUCAGAUUCUCAGUUUAGCGACUUCCUGGAUGGCAUGGGACCUGCACAGUUUGUCGGAAGGCAGACGUUAGCUACGCCAUCAAUGGGAGAUGUUGAGAUUGGACUAAUGGAGAGGAGUGGGCAGCUGGAGGUGGAAAUCAUUCAGGCUAGAGGCUUAACCCCUAAGCCGGGCUCCAAAACGGCACCAGCUGCCUAUAUAAAAGUCUACCUGCUGGAGAAUGGGGUCUGUGUUGCCAAAAAGAAGACAAAAUCUGCUCGCAAAUCACUCAACCCCCUUUACAACCAGGUGCUCGUGUUUUCUGAAAGUCCGCAGGGCAAGAUUGUUCAGGUCAUUGUCUGGGGAAAUUAUGGCCGAAUGGAUCGCAAGUGUUUUAUGGGGGUUGCCCGGAUCUUAUUAGAAGAGCUGGAUCUGUCGAGCCUAGUGAUUGGUUGGUAUAAGCUUUUCCCCACCUCUUCAAUGGUGGACCCCACCAUGGCUCCCCUCAUCCGCCACUCAUCGCAGCUGUCCUUGGACAGUACAGUGAGCCCCUGUUGUGAUCGAUCCUAACAGUGCAGAGAAGCUGAGGACUCCUUUUUUAAUGUGUUUCUGUCUGCGCCGGAGACUUAGCUCCUUAGCACGAUGCAUGCUUGAUUGGUUUCUCCAAAGUCCUCCUGUUCACCGGGUGCAGAGGGAAGAGAAGAGAAGGAGAGACCUGCAGCCCCUGGACUUGGACAAUCCCAAUGCUGCUCUGAUUGCAGGCUCUUAGAUGAGGUUAAGUGAUUUAAUAUCUGGGCGCACUUUGCUGUAUUUUGAGUAUUGGAGUGACUGCCUCACUGUCUGACUGACGCCAGAGGUGAUUAAUAUCUCAAACUGCAAGCGUGUCUUUUUAUUGAUGUAGAAUAAAUGUAGGGAACCUCUUUGUAGACGAGCUUUCUUCCAAUUAAAAAUAUAACAUCAGGAAUUAUUCAAUAUGUAUCGAUAAACAAUAAGCUAAACACAGUGUUGUUUAAUUAAUAGAGCGUUUUUCUUUGAAUAUUUGUUCAAUUCUUGUUUGUUUGUAAUUUGUUCUGUGGCCUGGCCACAACGACUCUUUCAGCUGGUGUCUUUGUAACAUGGAUCAGCAUGAGCAGUGGCCCAUGUUGCAUUUUAACUGUGCCAAUUUACCAGCAAGUGUCUUUAUGUUGUGGCAGCCAGGCUGUCGAAUCAGAAAUGGGGCGGGAUGGGGGAUACAUUUUUAAGACGCACCCAUGAAGACGUUGCAGGAGGAGCACUUUGAACAAAUGUUGUAGUCUGAAUGCAGUUAAAUAGCCGUGGCCUCCUUGCUUGUGAAGGGAGAGAGAAGCUUGUAUGCACUUGCCAUGGUUACUCCAGGAACAUUGAGUCACAGAGCCCCUAAUGGGUCGCAUGCAGACAUUAGAGCAGGUAGGUUUGGGUGUUGGAAUGUUUUCUGUGAAAUGGGCUAACACUGGUGGCAUUGGGCCACAAUGAAUGUUUUAAUUUUCCAGGUUAUUUUUACUGAGUCUAACUCUCUUGAGGUUAGAUGUAUAUUUAGAAAGAGACAGCAACUUAGACAAGAAGAACUUUGUUAGGGUAGUAUCAGUAAUAGCAGUAGUACUAAUAAGCAUGCAGUAUGUUCUUGUAUUUUGAAGAAACCCACUGAUGAGAAGCAUGACAAUUGAGGCAGAAGACUGUGGUGCAGCACUGAGGAUUUCAUUAUUGACAGCUGAGCUGCAGACCUGGAGGGGAUUUCAAAUGUCACAGUAACUGUCAGAGUCAAAAUGUUUUAUAUAUUUAUGUAUAUAUUUAAAAAAAAAAAAAAAGCAAAAAAAGCGAUUCUUUCCCUUCUUUUCUUUUUCUGCUGAUGGGGAAAUCAAAUUAGAACUACAGGGAGCUGCAGUGUUUAGAAACACCAUGCACAAUUAAUGUUCAAAAAGUCAGCAUUCAUGUUAGAAUGAUAUGGGGCUGCUUAUUUCAGCUCCAGGAGGAAUGAUACUCUAUUUUAGACCACACCGAUUUUUUCAUUUGCAAUGCAUGACAGGAAAUAAAUAUAUCUCAUUCUCUAAACUAUACAGAGAGCAUAUAAAUAGGCAGCUCAAGAACAAAACGUUAUGAGACCACAAUGAAUGAUAUAUGCAAGUGAAAUCAGACCCACAGGAUUUAAAUUUACAAGAAUUUACUAUACUUCACAAAUCUUCUAAACUCUCCCACACACCCACUUCCCUCUUUACUAUAAAAUCUACAUAUGGCACAGUAUAUAAAUAGGGCUGGCGUGUUAAAUAAGGCAAAAGACGUGUAUGCCACCCCUUCAUCCCACUUACCUUUACUAAACAUGAGAUGAAACACUUAAUCCACAUACAAUACAAAUUGUGAAAUUAAACUCGACUGCAUUGCACUUCACACGCACGCUACUCUAAAUACUCUGGCACUUUGAAACUCCGUCCAGCUAGCUAAAAAGCGCUUGCCCUUUUACCUUUACACAUGCGCUGCCAACUUAAGAGACAUUUAACAGGCAUGCAACGUGCCACUGACACCUUAGUAACAUCACAAAAGACAUUAACAAAAUUUGAAUAAGCGAUCAUUCAUGUUAUGCACAAUACAAUAUGUGAAAACCAUGACAGCAAUAUCUCACACCAACCUCUGGCUUCAACAUGUUAGUGCAUCAUUUUGAUUCUCGACUGUGGAAACUAUGUGAAAGUUAAACAAUUUUACGUGAAACUAUUUCUCACAGUUUUUAAAAGGUAGUAUAUAAAUCAGACAUCAUGAAUGCGUAUGUAAUUCUUGAGAUUCAUAGUUAACUCUUAUUUUUUGUAAUAUUAUUUUGUGAUAUGAACCCUUUAAACUCAGCCCCAUUCUUUUCGACCUGCUGGCGAUACUGGACUAUAAUGCACAAUUUUUUAAGAACUGCAUAGAUUCAUUGAUUUGCUCAUUGCUGUAGUUAAAGUACAGUGUUUUGCCAUUAACAUGCCAUAUUGCAUACCUCGAUACCACUCAAAGAUGGGUGAACUGGUGUAACAGAGCGACAUCUUCCCUCAGAAAUAGUAGUUUUCUUGAUCAUCCUUAUUCAAUUGGGUAUAAUCUGAUCGACACACUGUUCUAUAUUAAAUGAGAGGGGUGUUUUCAAGUGACACCACAUUCCACUUUCUACAUUUUCCAUUUUCUACAUUUCAGAAUUGCAUUUAUUUACUUAUUCAUUUUUUUUGUAAAGAUGUUUUUGAAUCUUGUAACUAUUGCUGUUGUAAUUUGGAUCCAUAUUGCAAUUUCUUUACCAAAUAUAAACAUUCUGACAGAGUUAGAUCAUCCCUUCAAAAUGAUAUGUAGGCCAUGGGUCUUCAAUAAUGGAUACUAGUGGGCUUUGCCCCCUUCCUCGCUUCACUCGCCAACCCCCGUGCCAGCGCUACGCAUUGGCCUCUUUGCGGUUCUGCCGCUCACGUAUAGGGAUUCAGAUGUACAAUUUAAACAGAUUUUAAUUUUCAUUUUAAGAGUUACAUUUGCAUCAACGUGAUAUAUA